Raphanus sativus (radish) is the source of this 1001-nucleotide messenger RNA. RefSeq names its product tRNA-uridine aminocarboxypropyltransferase A. NCBI's taxonomy places the organism in Eukaryota, Viridiplantae, Streptophyta, Magnoliopsida, Brassicales, Brassicaceae. The transcript has a single exon. The record is from RefSeq and is a predicted model, not a curated record. The coding region runs from base 138 to 878 and encodes 246 amino acids.
UUGGCAUCGAUAAGUGGGGACGACGUCGUAUCAUCGAUAAGUCAAGACGACGCCGUCUCAUCGAUAAGCCAAGACGACGUCGUUUCAGGGUUUAUUUACACUAUACGAAUCGUUCUCGCGUGUGCAGAGCAGUGACGAUGGAGGAGGCAGACGCGAAACGCCGUCAGAUCUGCAGCGCAUGCGACCGUCCAAAACCAAUCUGCAUCUGCCACGUCAUACCAUCGGAGCCAAUCCCGACGAACACAGAGAUACUCAUCCUCCACCACCCACACGAGUCUCGCCACAAACUCAACACCACACCUCUCCUCGUCAAAUCCUUACUCAACGUCACCACAAUCCCCGGCCGCCGCCUCCGUCACCACCACCUCUCCUCCUCCACCACCGCCGCAGAAACCUCCCGCACGAUCUACCUCUUCCCGCCGUCGUCAUCUUCUUCCUCCCCCGCCGUCACCCUAUCCGAGUUCAAAUCCCGAAACCUCCACCGGACCUCGCGGCUGAGGCUCGUCGUGUUCGACGCGACGUGGAAGCACGCGAAGGAGAUGGUGAAGGCCAGCGAGGAGGUUUUGAGAGAGGCGGGGGCCGUGAGGGUGUGUUUGGACGAGGGGGUGGACGAGUCCGUGAGCGGGGGAAGCAUCUACGACUCGGAGCUGUUUUUGAGGAAGGAGCCUGUCGGCGGGUGCGUGAGCACGGCGGAGGCGGUCGCGCGGUGCUUGGGAGCUUUGGAGACGGACGGGGAGGUGAUCGAGAGGAAGCUGAUUAGCGUGUUGAAAGAGAUGGUGAGGUUGCAGUCUGAGUUCUUGAAGCCGAUGAGACCAAGGCCUAAGUUGUUGAAGAAGAGGUUACAGAACCAGCAACCUUUUGGACAAGAAGAAGAAUGAGUUUGGUCUUUUAGAGGAUUUUUUUUUUUUUACACUGGAUUGUUGAUAACAAUUUUGAUUACACUAAUCCACUGUUGUUGAAUUAAUUAAUUAUAUGAUGAUUGAAGAUCCAUUAAGAACUUA